CACGCCCCUCUCGCUCUGGUCCCGCUCCGCCUCUUUCCUUGUCUGUCAAGUUCGCCCUUUGUCUUGUCUUAGGACUGACUGGUUGAUGCUUGUGUGUCGAAUUUGGCCACUCUGGUCGCACCCUGCCUGCAGCAGCUUCUCUGGAUCGCUUUACGGUAAGGGUGGGGUUGGGUGGGGUCCUUGUAAUGCCUGAUGAUGGUGUUGUGUUGUUUCGAUGAGCGUGUUUUCGUGAUUGAUGGGUUUGAACCAGUGAGAAGUGUGGUGGUGGUGGCGGACGUGGUGGUUGUGACCUCCACAAACGAGUCUGUGCAUGCACCUGGGUGUGAGCGUCGGUGUAACUUCUGGGUGUCGGGGUUUCGUUUACCUGAGUUUGAUUGUGGUGUGAAUUUAGAGAGCUUGUUUAGGGUGGGUAAAUCCAGUACAGUUUAUUUUUUUGGCUAUCAAAUGAAGAGAGUGAAAGAUAUCGAUGGAUGUGGAAGUUAGCAGAAGAAGAAGAAGAAGAAGAGAAAGCUGUGUAUAGCUCCGAACUGACACUAUUUUUCCUCCCUGCUGGAAUUGAUGUGGAGUAAUUGCAAACAAUGGGAAAGAUGCAAUCGGAUACGAAAUGAGGUAGAGAGUUGUAAAUGUCGGAGCAGAAAGAGGGAAUGAAGGCAUGUAGCAACGAUGCAGAUAUCCCGAGCAAGCACGGAAGAGCAGGUAGCUGCCAACAGAACAGGGAGGCAUUACAACGAUUGAAUUUGGAGGUGGUCACUCGGAACUUGAUUCUGAGACAGAUUCGCGAAUCUUCUGUGCACGCCGGCGUGUCAAUUAUGACGUUGCUGCGACGUUGUCUGGAAUCAAAUGACGAGCGUUCUUCUGUGGUCGCACUUUCGGGAUACACUGAGCACUUCCAGAGUAGGGUUGAUGAAGACCUCGGCUGGGGCUGCGGAUGGCGUAAUAUUCAGAUGUUGAGCUCGUACAUGCUUGCGCAGGAUCCAGAGUGCAAGGAAGUUCUCAUGGGCGGAGCGGGCUUCGUGCCGAACUUCGCUGCGAUACAGCAAUGGCUGGAAAUUGCGUGGCUGAAAGGGUUUGAUGUCCUGGGCGCGGACUAUUUCGAUUGGCGAAUUCGGGACACGAAGAAGUGGAUCGGAACUACAGAAUGCGCCGCAGUGAUGCGUUCCUUUGGAAUGCUAGCACGUAUUGUAGACUUCCGCACCGCGCCUAGUAAGCGAGGGACGAACUGUUUGGAAGGCCAGGGGGAAUCGCGUUCAGAGAAACCUAUUUAUCAAGGUAGUAGUAUCGAAGACGAGGAGUCGAACAAUUUCAGUCGGCUAUCAUUGUCCAGCAGUAGCCGGCGCUCUGAUGACAAUACGAAUCCAUCCCAUGAGCCGAGUUCUCCUACCCCCCCAGCAGAAGAAGAAGAAGCCAGGGACUCACCGGAAGAACAUCGUCUCAUCGUUCUUCCCGAUCAGAAGGAAGAACUGCACUUUUUACGAUAAAGCCCGGACGAUCCUGACAUAUGUCUCACGUGCAUGGAAGAGCAUAAGAACAGCGCGUUUUCGAACUACCUGCACACAACUAGCCAUGCAGACAAUCCAGUCCGAACAAGGGUAAGUCAGGGGGACCGCAUGAAUCGCAUUCAUCCAGAGUAGAAAUCAACCACAAGUACAUGACCGAUUGGAUCUGGAAGUAUUUCAACGGCGAGGAGAGUGGCAGUUCCGACAAGGAAUCAGGGGUAGGAGCAGCUUUUGAAGCUCUGCAUGCACUCUUUGAACCAGUCAGAGUACCAGCUGUGCUACAUCGAUCUUGGCAUUGCCCAUGGAUUGGAACACGAGAGCUUCAAAUUAUUCAGCAACUUAUGGUUCAUGUAUUGAUGUCCAUAGAAGAGAUACUGCAUCCCACCAUUUUGAUGGUUAGUUUCUUCGCUCUAUUAGGGUUAUUGUUGCAGUCUUUAGAUGCAUGUUGAAGAUUAGCAAGUACUUGCUUAGUUAUAACCACAUAGAAAUUAAGCAUAGUAUGUUGCUAAUAAUCAAAAGGUAGCAAAGAGUUAUAGAAAAUUACAGUAUCUAAGAUUUAGUUGGAUGAAGUAGAAAUGGAUGUAAUAUCAAAAGGAUGGAAGUUGCCUUGUUGAUAAGAAAACCAGCACUUAUAAGUAAAGGAUGUUGGAAGUAAGAAUUAUCUUUUUCUACA
Messenger RNA from Physcomitrium patens, 2169 nucleotides. RefSeq lists its product as uncharacterized. The record is from RefSeq and is a predicted model, not a curated record. NCBI's taxonomy places the organism in Eukaryota, Viridiplantae, Streptophyta, Bryopsida, Funariales, Funariaceae.